Messenger RNA from Neolamprologus brichardi, 2280 nucleotides. The record is from RefSeq and is a predicted model, not a curated record. NCBI's taxonomy places the organism in Eukaryota, Metazoa, Chordata, Actinopteri, Cichliformes, Cichlidae.
AGAGAGAGAAGAUGGUCCACCACAGAGAGGAGGAUCUGAUCGGAAUCCCCUUCCCGAAUCACAGCAGCGACGUCCUCUGCAGCCUCAACGAGCAGCGUCGCGACGGGCUGCUCUGCGAUGUCAUCCUCAUCGUCCGAGACCAGGAGUACCGCACCCACCGCUCCGUCCUGGCCGCCUGCAGUCAGUACUUCAAGAAGCUCUUCACAGUGGCCACUACUGAUGGCGGAGAUCCCAAUCACGCCGCGGCUGUGUAUGAAAUUGACUUUGUGGCUCCAGAGUCGCUCACAGCCAUCCUGGAGUUCGCCUACACGUCCACGCUGACUGUGACGGCGUCAAACGUCAAAGAGAUCCUGAAUGCAGCUCAGAUGCUGGAGAUACCCUGCAUCAUUAACGUUUGCCUGGAGAUCAUGGACAGCGGUGGCGGAGGGGGUGGCGGCGGGGGUGGGAGAGAGGUGGAAGGGGAGGAAGAUGAAGAGGAGGAAGAAGAAGAGGAGGAAGAGGAAGAGGAGGAGGAAGAGGAGGACGCGGGGUCGAGAAAGGAUGAGCACGAGGAAGAGGAGGACAAUGUCAGCGAGAGGUCGCUCCAGUCUUCCACGAGCAGGGGGGAGCGGACGCCCCCGGGGAUGGAGGAUUCGCCACCUCCGAGCACCUCUAAGUACCACCAGCAGUUCGGGCUGCACAGGGAGACGCCCCGGUCGCAGUCUCCAGAAACCAUGAGAAAGCAGGAGAGCAUUGAGACUCGAGCUCUGAAAGAUUUCUCCAUCGAGUCUCUCCUGCAGGAAGGGCUCUACCCUCGCAUGCCAGCACUGGACAGGAGGUCCAACUUUUCUCCUCUCCUCCCAGGAUUCUACCCCCCAAUGUGGGCCGCUGAGUUCCCAGCUUUCCCUCAGCAGCUUCUGGAGCCAGCCCACCACCCUCACAUGGGGUCUUCACCACAAACCAGGCUCCCCCACAGCUUCCCUGCCUCCACACCACUCGAAGCCUCCAGACCCCUUGAUCUGGCCGUAAAAAGAGAGAUCAUAAAAGAGGAGAUGAAAGAUGAAGUCCCUCCCAGUAUGCUCCAAGGCGAACUGCUGAAGGAGUUUGUCAGCUCGAACCUGGACGGCACUAUGAACGCAGGGUCAGUGCCAGCAGAGAGUCAUCCGCUGGGUCCCAUUAAGGAUGAGGCAGACUUUCGAUCGUACCUGAGUUUUCUGAGCUCCGCAUCCCACCUGGGUGCGCUGUUCCCCCCCUGGCAGCUGGAGGAGGAGAGGAAGAUGAAGCCCAAAGCAUCACAGCAAUGUCCCAUCUGCAACAAGGUCAUUCAAGGAGCUGGGAAACUGCCACGGCACAUGAGGACACACACAGGGGAGAAACCAUACAUGUGCACAAUCUGUGAAGUACGAUUCACCAGACAAGACAAGCUGAAGAUCCACAUGCGGAAGCACACAGGUGAACGCCCCUACAUCUGCCUUCACUGCAACUCCAAGUUUGUCCACAACUACGACCUGAAAAAUCACCUGCGCAUCCACACGGGCGUCCGUCCGUAUCAGUGCGAACACUGCUACAAAAGUUUCACGCGGUCUGACCACCUGCAUCGGCACAUCAAGCGGCAGAGCUGCCGAAUCUCACGCCCCCGGCGGGGACGGAAGCCAGCUGCUUGGCGUUCAGCGCCCCCCGGCAACUUCCUGUGUCCCCCUACUGCUGCGACCAACCGGUUCGAGGAGAGCAGGUUGAGCCCCGCGUACCAGGGGGUCAAGAGUCACGCACUUGGGGAGCUGCUGGGCCUCGGGAACAGAGGUCAGGGGUUUAAGAGCGCGGACGCUGCCGGCAGAGAGAGUAGGGAGGAGCUGCGGGCAGAAGGGAAGCACAUCUCGGAGGAGGAGAAGCCGGGAGCUGGGAGGCAGAGGGGAGUGUUUGCUUUUGCUCUAGCUGGAGAAGAAGUGCUUGCCCAAUCUCCAUAUUAUGCUGCGACCUCUAACCCCUGGGCCAUGAGGCUGGAGCGGGCUCCACCCAUCCCUGAGCCGGCCAAAUGAACACUGGUCUGCAGAAGACAAAAGGAAAAAAAAAAGACAAAGAAAAUGUCUUUAAUCUCUGCAUCUCAUCUGCUCCAGAAAGCUAAAGCACCUUUUACACAGAGAGAGAGAGAGACAGCAAGAGAGAGUGACGUGUCAAUGAAUAGCUUGAAGCCUGCUGAUACGGCAAACAGAUAUUCAAUCAAAAAGCAGACUCCUGUCACAUCUGCACGAAACAGUAGGUCAACACAGGUCUUAUUAUUCACAUUAAUGAAGGUUCUCUUCU